UGGCUCCAGGCGGAAGGUCCCCAGUAGGCUGAGAUUUAUGUGCAAGCUUGGAGAGCUCAUGAAUGCCAGCACGAAGGGUUCAGAAGAGCCUAUCUUUGCAGCAGGGAAUCCCUACUACUCAGGCACUGCACAGCAGGUGGGGAGCAUGCCAACUUUAUCCAACCUGACGCAGACAUUGGAAGAUGCCUUCAAAAGGAUUUUUAUCACUUAUAUGGACAACUGGCGCAGGAACACAACGGCGGCGCAGGAAGCCCUGCAAGCCAAAGUUGACGCUGAGAACUUCUACUAUGUCAUCUUGUACCUCAUGGUGAUGAUUGGAAUGUUCUCCUUCAUCAUUGUUGCCAUCCUGGUGAGCACAGUGAAAUCCAAGAGACAGGAACACUCCAAUGACCCCUAUCACCAGUACAUUGUGGAGGACUGGCAUGUAAAGUAUAAAAGCCAGAUUCUGAAUCUAGAAGAAUCAAAGGCCACCGUUCAUGAGAAUGUUGGUGCAGUAGAGUUCAAAAUAUCUUCUUAAUAAGCAAGAAAGACACAAAGCCAACUUCUGGCAUCCAGAUAGGAAGAGAUGCAAGGGUAAUGAAGCAAAUCUAAAUUGUCAUUACUUAGAAGAAAACAGAUUUCUUGCUCUCUGUGGUAGACCGAAUUAUGUACCCUAACACAGACAUGUCCUUAAUCUGAAUCUGCAUUCUUGUGGGUGUGAAGCCACUGCAAGUAGGAACUUUUGAAGGUGUUAUUUUUAGUUAAGGUGUGGUCUGACUGUAUGAAAGUGGGUCUUAAUCCCCAUUACUGAGGCCUCCUAAAGAGAAGAACUUGGGAGCCAGAAGUCAGAGAAACAUGAGUGAAGUUGGCAGAAAACGGGAAGAGCAGACAAAAGAGAGGACACGGCCAUGUGAUGGGAGGCAGAGAAGAAGAUGGCACCAUGAGAUGGAAGGUGGAGAUGCCAGGCAAGGAACUCCAAGGAUUGCAGGCAGCCAACUCCGGAAUGCCAUAGACUCGGAGAGAAAGCAAGGCGAGAUGAUAUCUUCAUUGGGACUUCUUCUAGCCUCGAAACUGUGUGCCAAUAAAUUCCUAUUGUUGAAACGAAUCCAUUGUGUAGUAUUUGCCAUCGCAGCCUGGCAAACCAAGACACUUGGUUGAGAAUUUUCAUGGAGCUCAUGUGGCAAAUCAACUAAAACAGAUGACUUUUCAAUCUCGGUGAUUUGUGUUUGUUCAUGGGACAAUAUUUUAGGCUGAAGACUUCUUUUAUUUUCUGUGUAAUUUAAAUGUCAUUUUAAUCAAUAUGAAUAGUGAAAAUAUAGCCAAAUCUGAAGGAAAGGAUGUC
Messenger RNA from Choloepus didactylus (southern two-toed sloth), 1321 nucleotides. RefSeq names its product potassium voltage-gated channel subfamily E regulatory subunit 2 (gene KCNE2). The record is from RefSeq and is a predicted model, not a curated record. The transcript is spliced from 2 exons. Gene Ontology annotation, biological process: ventricular cardiac muscle cell action potential; membrane repolarization during action potential; regulation of heart rate by cardiac conduction. Gene Ontology annotation, cellular component: membrane. NCBI's taxonomy places the organism in Eukaryota, Metazoa, Chordata, Mammalia, Pilosa, Megalonychidae. Gene Ontology annotation, molecular function: delayed rectifier potassium channel activity; transmembrane transporter binding; potassium channel regulator activity. Bases 38 to 517 code for a protein of 159 amino acids.